Molecule: messenger RNA, 785 nt
Organism: Octodon degus (degu)
Lineage: Eukaryota; Metazoa; Chordata; Mammalia; Rodentia; Octodontidae
Gene: Smim24
Product: small integral membrane protein 24
Exons: 4
Coding region: 92-457 (121 amino acids)
Source: RefSeq, a predicted model, not a curated record
UGCUCGGCUCGUCGCCCCUUAUGCCCGUGGGCGGGCACCCGGAGCUCAUUCACUCCUGGGUGGUGCGGACCUGAACCUGGUGUUGGAGGCCAUGAACGCCCGCGGGACGCUGCUCGCGCUGGCAACCUUGUUCCUACCUUCUGUCCAGGCCCAGCAGGCCACAGAACGUCGCUGGAAGCCAUGGCUGGUGGGCCUGACGGCGGUCGUGGUCUUCCUGUUCAUUGUCUUCGUGCUCCUGCUGGCCAACCGCGUCUGGUGCUCCAAAGCCAGCAGAGCUGAAGAUGAGGAGACCGCUAUGAGAAUGCAGCCCAACCCUUAUGAGGACGUAGGCCCGAGGAAAGGCAGCAAGAAGGAGAAGAAAGAAAAGAAAAAGGAGAAGAGAGGAGAGAGCAAUUUGGGCUUGGAGCUGGAAGAAAAAGACCCCGAAGAUAAUGAGGAGAUUAAGACCAGCAUGUGAAAGCGUCCUGCCGCCACCCCCGGCAGCCCCGGUAGCAACACACAGUGGGCGACACUCCAAGUUUGAAGACAGUGCAACGAUGCAGACGGGGCUUCCCGGACCUUCCCCUGCCUGGUGGUUCUUUUACUCAGCGAGCAUCCCGGCUUGGAGAAGCCUCCGGUCCCUGCAACUCAUGGCUCUGCCUGUUCGUACCCGUUGCUGAUUUAUUUUUCCUCUGCCUGAUGUCUUUUGGCCAGAACGUGCUUGUCCCAUGCAGCAUUAGGGCCAUAUUGGUCAAAAGCUCACCGCAAAGGACCCCAAUAAAGAAUCAAUAAGGCUUCUUUAUAUU